Habropoda laboriosa is the source of this 776-nucleotide messenger RNA. RefSeq names its product protein-L-isoaspartate(D-aspartate) O-methyltransferase-like. NCBI's taxonomy places the organism in Eukaryota, Metazoa, Arthropoda, Insecta, Hymenoptera, Apidae. Gene Ontology annotation, cellular component: cytoplasm. Gene Ontology annotation, biological process: protein modification process. The transcript has 6 exons. Gene Ontology annotation, molecular function: protein-L-isoaspartate (D-aspartate) O-methyltransferase activity. Bases 69 to 776 code for a protein of 235 amino acids. The record is from RefSeq and is a predicted model, not a curated record.
UGAAAGUGCUAGUUAUUGAAUUGAUAAAGAUAUUAGCAUGUCAAAUUUAUUCCAUAUUUGCGUAUGAAAUGGCCUGGUAUGGAAGAGUUCACGCAAAAAGUAAUCAUGAACUUAUACAACAUCUUAAAAAAUCAAGAAUAAUUAAAUCUGAUAGAGUUUAUGAAGCAAUGUCUGCUGUAGACAGAGGAAACUAUACCAAUCCUAGUUAUGCUUAUAUAGAUGCUGCACAGGCAAUUGGUUAUGGUGCUACUAUAAGUGCUCCUCAUAUGCAUGCAUAUGCUUUGGAAGCACUUAAAGACAAAUUACAUGGUAAUGCAAGAGCAUUGGAUGUUGGUUCUGGUUCUGGAUAUUUAACAGCAUGUAUGGCAGUUCUGGUAGGACCAAAUGGAUUGGUCAUAGGUAUCGAUCAUAUUCCUGAACUUAAAGCAUUUGCUAUGGAAAACAUUCGAACAGAUAACCCAGAACUUCUUGAAAGUGGUCGUGUUCAAUUAGUUGUUGGAGAUGGAAGAUUAGGAUAUCCAGAAAAAGCACCAUAUGAUGUUAUUCAUGUAGGAGCUGCUGCUAAAGAAUUGCCAGAAGCUUUAAUUGAUCAAUUAGCUCCUGGAGGACGUAUGGUAUUACCACUGGGUCCAGAAAAUUCAGAUCAGACAUUUGUACAGUUUGAUAAAGCAAUGGAUGGGUCAAUCAAGAAAAAAUCUCUUUCAAAUGUUAUAUUUGUUCCAUUGACUAGUAAAGAUAAACAGUAUGCUUCAUCAGAUGCAUGCAAGCUUCAAUAA